GGGCUUGCGCACUGUCAGUCAACGCGCGUAACCAAAACAAACCGCUCGCGCUGUGUCAUCCGCGACGGGAUUUCGAGCGAAGAAUUUCAUAACAAGAAUCAAUUUUUUAGGUGGAAAUCUGCCCCACCAGAAUGCUCUACGGAUUUUCUCGAUAACUUACACAAGAAAUGUUACGAUUAGAGCGCUACGCCAAGCACUUGCUGGCGAACCGGUUCGUACGCAGCUACGUUCCGGCCGCCGGAACCACCAACCCAAGUCCUGCGAUCCGCGCGGCCCCACCCUCCGUAACGCCACCAAAUGCUCAGCUGCAGCGCCAGCUGGCCGCCGAGUGCCGAGCCAUCGUUCAACUGUUCUCCCGUUCGUACGGCAUUCCGCAGCAGGUUCUGCUCCGCAGUUUGCACACUUCCGCCCGGAUGGGCCAGAAGCAGGACGACGGUGGCGAUCGAGGCAAGAAAAAGGGCAACGACGACGACAAGGAGAAGAUGAUGUCGGUGGUGACGAAAACGCUGAUGUGGAUGAUUGCGAUCUACAUGCUGGUGGGCUUUCUGACGAUGGUCGUUCCGAACAAGAACCGGCCGGAAACGGCCACGCGGUACGUCAGCUGGCACGAGUUUGUGCACCACAUGCUGGCGGUGGGUGAGGUGAAAGAGGUUGUGGUCCAUCCGGAUAUGGAGAUGGUGACGAUUCUUCUGCACGACGGAGCGAUUUUGAAGGGCAGGCGGGCACAUUCUACGAUCUUCCACAUGGCCGUGGCGGAUGUGGACAAGUUUGAGGAGAAGCUGCGGCAGGUUGAGGCGCGGUUGGGGAUAAAGGAUGGGGUGUCGGUGCAGUUUGAGCGGAGCGGGGACGUUAGUGGGAAGAUUUUGUUUACGCUGGUGGCCACCGGAGUGAUAAUUGCGCUGUUGAGUCGGAUGAGGGGCAUCCGGGGACCGAUCAGUAUGGACAGCUUCACGCAGAUGGGGCGGGCCAAGUUUACGCUGGUGGAUCCGGUGGAUGGGGGUCGGGGGGUUUUCUUCAAGGACGUCGCUGGUCUUCAGGAGGCGAAGCAGGAGGUGAUGGAGUUUGUCGAUUACUUGAAGGCACCGGAUCGGUAUCAACGGCUUGGGGCGAAGGUUCCCAAGGGCGCGCUGCUGCUGGGACCACCUGGAUGUGGAAAGACUCUGUUGGCGAAGGCGGUGGCCACCGAGGCGCAGGUUCCAUUCCUCAGCAUGAACGGGUCGGAAUUCAUCGAGAUGAUUGGCGGCCUCGGAGCGGCUCGCGUCCGAGAUCUGUUCAAGGAGGCCCGCAAACGAACCCCCUGUAUAAUCUACAUUGACGAGGUGGACGCAAUUGGACGACAACGCGACGGUGGAGGUAGCUUCGGCGGAGUCAGCUCCGGAGAGUCGGAACAAACGCUGAACCAGCUGCUAGUCGAAAUGGACGGAAUAGCGUCCAAGGAGGGCGUCCUCAUGCUGGCCAGCACGAACCGUGCGGACAUUCUAGACAAGGCACUGCUCCGACCCGGUCGCUUCGAUCGUCACAUCCUGAUCGACCUCCCGAACCUUUCGGAACGCCGAGAAAUCUUCGAAAAGCACCUCUCGGGAAUUAAGCUGGAAGCAACUCCAGACAAGUACGCCGCCCGAUUGGCCACCCUUACACCUGGUUUCUCCGGCGCAGAUAUCGCCAACGUUUGCAACGAAGCAGCCCUGCACGCGGCCCGUACCAGCCAGAAGGUGGUCACCACCACCAACCUGGAAUACGCCGUCGAGCGACUGGUCGGUGGAACCGAGAAGCGAUCGCACGCCCUGUCCCACGCCGAACGUCGCGUCAUUGCGUUCCACGAGUCCGGUCACGCCCUCGUCGGGUGGCUUCUUCCCCACUCGGACGUCCUGCUCAAGGUGACGAUCGUUCCGAGGACCUCGCUCGCGCUCGGAUUUGCCCAGUACACGCCUCGCGAGCAGAAGCUCUACAGCCAGGAGCAGCUCUUCGAUAAAAUGUGCAUGGCCCUGGGGGGACGCGCCGCGGAGAACCUAACAUUUGACAGAAUUACGACCGGAGCGCAGAACGAUCUGGAGAAGGUCACCAAGAUGGCGUACGCGCAGAUCAAAUUCUUCGGCAUGAACCGCGCCAUCGGUCCGCUGGCCUUCUCCGAGGAGAACGACCAAAAUCCGUACAUGGAGAAGCCCUACUCGAAGGCGCUCGGCAACGUGAUCGACCGGGAGGCGCGCCGCAUGAUUACCGAGGCGUACGAAAAGACGGAGCAGAUUCUGCGCGAGAACGCCGAAAAGCUGAGAACGCUUGCGGAGGCCCUGCUGGACAAGGAAACGCUCAACUACGACCAGGUGGUGCAGCUGAUUGGACCGCCGGCGUACGACGACGCGAAGCGCAAGAUCGAACCGGUCGAGUUUGAGGACAGUUUGAAGAAGUUGGCGGGGGCGGCUUCGUCAGCGGGUGGAGAGGAGCAGAAGUAGUUGCGACGGUUAAUAAAAAUUGUUUUAGUUGGAA
Molecule: messenger RNA, 2484 nt
Organism: Culex pipiens pallens (northern house mosquito)
Lineage: Eukaryota; Metazoa; Arthropoda; Insecta; Diptera; Culicidae
Product: paraplegin-like
Exons: 3
Coding region: 168-2450 (760 amino acids)
Biological process (GO): mitochondrial protein processing; protein-containing complex assembly
Cellular component (GO): m-AAA complex; membrane
Molecular function (GO): ATP hydrolysis activity; zinc ion binding; ATP-dependent peptidase activity
Source: RefSeq, a predicted model, not a curated record